Molecule: messenger RNA, 228 nt
Organism: Hepatospora eriocheir
Lineage: Eukaryota; Fungi; Microsporidia; Hepatosporidae
Source: the annotation of a GenBank genome assembly
AUGAUAUACGACGAAGAAAAUAAAGAGAAUAUUGCUCCUAGUGACUAUAGAACCAUAUCUAAACCCCGAAAUCCCACUACAAAGAAAUAUUUAAGUAACUUAUCUAAAAUUAAUAGAUCUCAAGGUGAUGGCACUUUAAAAGAAAGGAAAUCAAAUGAAGUAAAAGAAAUAAAUCUUUCUAGUUUUACUGAUGAUUUUGUUGAAAGAAAAAAUAAAUUUGGUUUGUGA